This is a messenger RNA of Saccostrea cuccullata (small rock oyster), 1077 nucleotides long. RefSeq lists its product as uncharacterized. NCBI's taxonomy places the organism in Eukaryota, Metazoa, Mollusca, Bivalvia, Ostreida, Ostreidae. Bases 1 to 1077 code for a protein of 358 amino acids. The record is from RefSeq and is a predicted model, not a curated record. Gene Ontology annotation, biological process: proteasome-mediated ubiquitin-dependent protein catabolic process; protein polyubiquitination. Gene Ontology annotation, molecular function: ubiquitin protein ligase activity; protein binding. The transcript is spliced from 4 exons.
AUGGACCUCCGUACCAGUGUCCAGGACGUGAUGCGAUGUGACCUGUGUGAGACCACUGUGGUACAGAUGCACUACGAUGCAUGUCUUGUCAACCUGUGUACAGCUUGUGAAUGCGACAUUCUGGUUUGCUCCGCUUGUAUUGCCUCCAAAAACCACAAAGAUCAUGAUGUCCACUUGCUAAAAGACAUUAUUGACAAAAAGAAGGCAGCAAACCAAACAGAAAUUAAUGAGUUGGAGGAAUCCAUCCACCCAACCUACCUAAAUAUAGCAGAAGAUGUACAAAAUACACUGAGUCAAGAAGGGAUCUCAGAAGUUUUUGGAAAAAUAAUUCCAACAUCGAUAUCAUCUGAUAACCAUGGUUAUAGUAUAAAAACAGUACAGGUAACAUUAGGAGCUGAAAUGUCUCUUUUACUAGAGAAGAGAACUGGAUCCUCUCCUCCAGUCAAAAAGCUGCUUGAUGAACCAAAGACUGUCACAACAAUAGACACUCCAUGGUAUGGGAACCUUUAUAGUGUAGCCUGUCUAAGUUAUGAAGAAAACUGGACAAGUGGAGAUGACAGCACCAUGAAACUCUACAGCAUCAAUCAGGGAUCACGACUCAAGUCAAUCACAACCAAGUCAGGGAAAAGACCAUCUAACAUAGCAAAAAGUGGAAAUCUAGUUUAUACUGAUUACUAUGGUGAUAGAACUGUGCACAUUGUGAAAAUUGAGAAGAUAGAGGAGGUGAUCAGACUACAGAACUGGAAACCGCGCUAUGUCUGUAGUACCUCCUCUGACGACCUCCUGGUUGUCAUGGACAGUGAUGAUUACAAUCAAAAGUACACUGGAUAUACUCCUGCUGCAAAGAACAAACCAUUCAAUCCACGAGGAAUCACUACAGACAGUCAAAGUCACAUCCUUACAGCUGAUAUUGACAAUCACUGUGUCCUCAUCAUAGACCAGGAUGGACAGUUCCUCCGUUACAUAGACUGUGGACUAUGCAGUUAUCCCCAGGGACUGUGUACAGAUACAAAUGACAAUCUGUUUGUUGCUCAGAAUGGAAACAGACAAGUGAAGAAAAUAAAAUAUCUGAAGUGA